Molecule: messenger RNA, 977 nt
Organism: Emiliania huxleyi CCMP1516
Lineage: Eukaryota; Haptophyta; Isochrysidales; Noelaerhabdaceae
Exons: 4
Source: RefSeq, a predicted model, not a curated record
AUUCAUUUUCGCCAGGAUGCUCGCGGCCGUCGCUGCGCUGUUGUCCUUCACCGCCCCGCUCGCGAGCCGGCCGGUCGCGCAGCGCGGCGCGGCAGUCAGCAUGGGCGAGAAGGUGCUCUCACUCGACAACAUGGGCCUCUACAGUGGCAAGGCGGCGCAGAAGGCACCCGUGCGCGUGCUCACCCGCAUCGAGGACCUGCGCGUGCUCACCAGCCUUGCCGAGGCGGGCGUUCUCUCGGCCGCGGAGGAGGCGGGCGUCUUCUCCAAGCUGGAGAGCGCGGGCGCAAUCAGCCAGGCCGAGAAGCUGCUGCCGCUCGCCGACAAGCUGCAGGUCCUUGCGCUCGCCGAGACCCUCAUCAAUGUGCCGGCCGGCCUGCUCACCGCCGCUGCCGUCGCGCUGCUCGCUGGCGAGGUCGGGCUGAUUGCUGCGGUGCCAGACGACAGCGCGCCGCUGGUCGCCCUACAGCUGGUGUCGGGCGGCGUGGCCGGCUUGGGCGCUGUGGUGCUGCUGGCGUCGGGCGCCCUCUUCUCGGCGCUCCAGAGCACGGACUAGGUUUGCACUCAGGCGGGCACGCAGCUGGCACGCAGGUUGGAAAGCUCCGAGGGCUUCAUCUCUCCCGCUCGGGCUCGGAGGCGGUCGUCGGACGGGUGUUGUGGGGGGUGCGCGUUCUCUGUGAUGGGCAGCGCGAAACGCAUGGCGGCGUGGGUGGUGCAAGGGAAUGUGCGCAAGCGAGCGGACGAGCCGACGAGCGCGCGGACGGCGCGUGCCUUUUCUCGCGGCGUCCGGGGCGUGACGCGUGUGCGGCUAUAGCCCUAUAGAGUUGGUGAGAAACACGUGUCCCGUCGCGUUACGGCUUACGCGUGCCCGAACUAUGACUUUAGCAUCGGCUACUCUCGCCUCGUCUCGGUCCGAGAGCGCCGCAUAUUCGACUAUCACUACGCCAAGCCUGUUCAUGAUUACAAGAGUAUUCAAGUAU